UUCGUUGAUUGUUGAGUGUAAUUCAGUGUAAUUAAUUACUUCUGUAUCUCCAUUACUUGUAGACACGAAUGCUGAAAACGAGAUUAAAUAUAGUUUUGCAAAUAUUCUUUUGAAAAUAAAUCAGCCAUAAUGACGAAAGAUGAGUCUCUGGAGAAGAAAUCAGUAGAAAAUAAUGAUACUGAUAAGAAAGCUGCAUCUGAAACAGGACCGGAUCCAUCAGCACCAAUAACAAGAAGAGGAGUAUUAACUUCAUUUCUAACUGGUAAACCUAUGGAAAUACCAGAACAAGAUAUUCUAGGUAAAUGCAGAUUUGUGUCAGAAUUUGAGAAGUUGAAUCGUAUAGGGGAAGGUACAUAUGGAAUUGUUUAUCGAGCAAGAGACACAAAAAAUGAUAAAGUUGUUGCAUUAAAAAAAGUUCGAAUGGAACACGAGAAAGAUGGUUUACCAGUUAGUGGUCUCAGGGAAAUAUCUGUUCUUUUAUCUUGUCGUCAUGAAAACAUUGUACAUUUAAGAGAAGUAGUAGUGGGAAGGAGCCUAGAAAGCAUAUUUCUUGCUAUGGAAUAUUGUGAACAAGACUUGGCCAGUUUAUUAGACAAUAUGCAAGCUCCAUUUUCAGAAAGUCAAGUUAAAUGUAUUGUUUUACAAGUACUGAAAGGUUUACGUUAUUUGCACCAUAAUUUCAUUGUUCACAGAGACUUAAAAGUCUCAAAUCUUCUUAUGACAGACAAAGGGUGUGUAAAAAUUGCUGAUUUUGGAUUGGCUAGAUGGUUUGGUUUGCCAUUAAAACCAAUGACACCUAGAGUAGUCACAUUAUGGUAUAGAGCACCAGAGUUAUUACUGCAAGCAAAAACCCAAACGACUUCCGUGGAUAUGUGGGCUGCUGGUUGUAUUUUAGGUGAAUUACUCGGACAUCGACCUUUAUUACCUGGGCGAUCAGAAAUUGCACAGCUCGAAUUAAUUGUUGAUUUGUUGGGUACACCAAGUGAAGCAAUUUGGCCCGAGUUCAACACCCUUCCAGCACUGCAGAACUUUACAUUGAAACAACAACCAUAUAAUAAUUUAAAACAAAGGUUUCCAUGGUUAAGUGCUGCUGGUCUAAGAUUAUUAAACUUCUUAUUUAUGUAUGAUCCAAAGAAACGAGCUACUGCUGAGGAAUGUUUACAAAGUAGUUACUUUAAAGAAGCUCCCUUGCCAUGCGAUCCCAAGCUUAUGCCAACAUUCCCACAACACAGGAAUAUGAAGAAGGCUGCUCCUCCAAAAGAGAGCAGAGAACCAGAGGCAAAUGUUACAGAUCAGACAAAUAAUUUACCUGCAAUUUCAGAUCUUCUUGGGUCACUUGUGAAGAAGAGGAGGGUCGAAUAAAUGAAUGCUAUAAUCAUAUUCAUAACUGAGAAUACAUUUCAAACAUACUUUUGUUCCUCAUAAUUUGUAACCCUCGUAAUGGAUGUACGGUCUUAUUCACGAAACAAACUUUUUAAAUAAAUGAACUUUAUUACUGGACACAAAAAGACAUAAAAAAGAUUACAAAAGAAGUGUUUUCCUUGUUAAGAAAACACGUAUUCAUGAAAACAAAACGUGCAUACGUUGACAGAUACAUUCGUUUAACAAAGUAGAUGAAGAAAUAAUAUACAAAGUAUAACUGAACAUGCAGAUUUAGUAUGUAACCUGAAACCUUCGUCAGAUUUCAUAAUAUCGAUGAUAAUGUAUACAAACGUAUGUAUCUCGAAUGACUACGUGUAUAUAAAUACAUGUUAUUGAGUUUAUUUACUUUGAUUGAAAAAUUGUCAAUGUCAGUAGAUCCUCGGUGUACAGAUGAUGUCGCAAUCUUAAAUUUAAGGUUUACGUCUUUUUGGCGGCUUCAGUGUUCUGGAAGUUCUUUUUGUAUUCA
Molecule: messenger RNA, 1888 nt
Organism: Dufourea novaeangliae
Lineage: Eukaryota; Metazoa; Arthropoda; Insecta; Hymenoptera; Halictidae
Gene: Cdc10
Product: cyclin-dependent kinase 10
Exons: 6
Coding region: 130-1362 (410 amino acids)
Biological process (GO): regulation of mitotic cell cycle; protein phosphorylation
Cellular component (GO): nucleus
Molecular function (GO): ATP binding; cyclin-dependent protein serine/threonine kinase activity
Source: RefSeq, a predicted model, not a curated record